This is a messenger RNA of Etheostoma cragini (Arkansas darter), 1396 nucleotides long. RefSeq names its product protein kinase-like domain containing (gene pkdc). Bases 275 to 1237 code for a protein of 320 amino acids. The record is from RefSeq and is a predicted model, not a curated record. The transcript has 3 exons. NCBI's taxonomy places the organism in Eukaryota, Metazoa, Chordata, Actinopteri, Perciformes, Percidae.
UUCCUGGUAUGAACUGAAGCUGAGAGCAUUGACUGUAUAUUGGGGUAUAGUAUGGGUUAGGGUUAGCAUAGUUAUCUAUCCGUAGUGUGUUGGAACAUUGGAGAUUGUUAUUGUUACACACUUUCAAUUUGUAUUUAUAUAAUUUCGGCUUAAAUUGCAUGUCAUGUAGCAUCCGCUGAAUGUGUGAGAAGAUAACACAGAAGAAAUAAAGCCUAUAUAUUUUUGUGGUCUGGAUGCUUAAGCUUUAUCAUUUGUGAGUAAGCUCUGACUGGAAAUGAAACAGGAGCACCAGGAUGUCAUCCUCCAGGCGUGUGGUGCCUCGUCCCUGCGUGUUGGUGCAAAGAUCCAGACCCUGUGGAGUGGUUAUGGGGAGAUAGUCAGGCUGCACCUGGAGGGCUGCGAGCGGCCAUCAGUGGUCGUCAAACAUGUCAAGUUUCCAGAGGAGGCCGAGCAUCCCGGAGGCUGGAACACUGAUCGCUCCCACAUGCGUAAAGUGAGAUCCUACCAGGUGGAGACACACUGGUACCAGAACUAUUCCACCAAUCAGAGCUGCCGGACCCCCGCCUGUCUCGCCGCCUGUUCCUAUGGAGACGAGAUGCUGAUCGUGCUGGAGGAUCUGGAUGUGGCUGGUUAUGAUCAGAGAAGGACCAGUGUGAAGGACCGAGAAGUAAAGGCUUGUCUCAGCUGGCUUGCACACUUCCAUGCUCUCUUCCUGGGUGUGGCACCGGAGGGCCUGUGGCCCGUUGGCACCUACUGGCAUCUGGAGACCCGGCCAGACGAGCUGGAGGCCAUGGACCACGCCGAGCUCAAAGCAGCGGCCGCUGGCAUUGACAAGAUACUCAACGAAUGUCGCUUUAAGACCGUCGUUCACGGAGACGCCAAGUUAGCCAACUUCUGUUUUUCCCAGAGUGGACGGGAUGUGGCGGCUGUAGACUUCCAGUAUGUUGGAGGGGGCUGUGGGAUGAAAGAUGUUGUGUAUUUUUUAGGAAGCUGCAUGGGGGAGAGGGAGUGUGAAAAGAGGGUACCAGGCCUGCUGGACUACUAUUUCACAAAAUUAAAUCAAUCUGUAAAAAAGGAUGUGGACUUUGCUGCCUUGGAGAAAGAGUGGAGGGAGAUGUUUGCAUUUGCCUGGACAGAUUUCCAUCGCUUUCUGCUGGGAUGGAUGCCUGGGCACGUGAAAAUCAACCGGUACAGCAAACAGUUGACCAAGGAGGUUCUCCGCAAACUGAAACUGUAAUCCGGGUUUAAAACCUUCAAACUUCAGACAACUACAGAACUGAACAUGUGGCUGGAGGGUGACUGGUUUCAAACUGGAAAAAUGAACAACUCACAAACACCUUUUGUACAGUGAAGCAUGCAUAGCGAAAGAAUUCUACGUAAAUAAAAGUUUGUGAAA